GUGGGACGUGAAAGAGAGAAGGAAAAAUUUAGUACCCUGCAUGGCCCCUGUAUAUGCGAAGGGACAAGACAAAUGGAGACGUACGGUUGGGAAGUAACUGCUGACUGAAAACCCCUUCGCUGGCUUAACAGGGAGACAUUGCAAAUCGCUACGCUGCUAAUCAAUCAUGAUCACAGCUUGGAUGGCCCAAUACAGCAGUCAAAUCGUUCGGUUGGGAUCUGUAGUUCCCACAAGUCCAACGAGCUUCUCCGGGGGGUUGGCCACGUCACCGCCGCCCACCUGUCGGGAUCAUUAUGAGUAUCUCGAUCGGGAUCCCAAGUUCGAAGCCGUUGAUGAUGUCUCAGGAGUUGCCAGCUCGCCUCCCGGCCCUUCAUCUGCGCUCCAGAUCCGCGGCGCUGCGCAGCGGCGAUGUCUCUCGUUACCCCUCUCUGCGCUCUCCCACUCCUCCGCGGCUUCCAAGGUUGUUUCCCCCCCCGCGCCCUCCGUCGCGCUGUGCCCCCGGGGAUCGCCUGGACUGUCUCCCGCCUUCGUCCUCGCGGCCGGUGCGGCGACACCCUCCGCUUCCUGUCACAUCGGCGGCGGCGGCGGCGGCGGCGGCGGCGGCGGCGGCAGCUGCAGCAGCAGCAGCAGCAGCAGCGGGAGGAGGAGGGGGGGGGGGGUUAUCCUCCCGACAGGCCCGGGUGCCCUCCCCUCCACCGCCGACUCUACCGGUAGUCCGUGCCCCGGCGACUACCACUCAGCUGCAGGGAUAACAUCAGCCCAAGCAGGUCCAGGUUCGUCACCCCUUCCAUCCGUCCGGUCGGUGCGCAGCUUGAUCUGGGACGCCAUCCUGCAGCUCGUACCGGUCGCUGAGCGAGAAGAAGUCAAGAUGGUCCUGGGCGCCGCCUGCAUUGAUCAGAAUGAGGUCUUGAUGGAGGAGGCACGUGCGCUGGAGGCCAUCCUUCGGGACGUACAGAGGGAGGCGAACGAGAUACGGACCUGCCGUCGCUUGCUGCAGACCCCGACUCGCAGCUUGCUCGAAGAGGAAGUUCGUCUGCUGUUGCAGAGCUUGAACAAGAACAGGGCGAAGACAGAGGGGCUGACAAACGUGCACGUGCAAGCUGAGCUGCACGGGAAAGCGACGACCCAGCAGCAGCAGCAGCACCACCACCACCACCACCAAGUUGCAGUGGGGGCACCAGCUCCUCGGCCUGGAGAUGGUCUGUCGUCUUGCUCCCGAGGGGUAAAGUGCUCCAAUCUACUAGGAGCUCAGAACGGUGCAGAUCGACCAAUCUUGGGCCAGAUAUCGAAGAACACGUUAGUCCCUCAGGUCAACGAUCGCAGCACCACUCACGACAUUGCUAAGCACCACCAGACCCGAAACACUCUCAACGCCGGAGGUAGGGGAGGAGGAGGAGGAGGAGGAGGAGGAGGAGGAGGAAGAGGAGGAGGAGGAGGAGGAGGAGGAAAGAGAGGAGAUCCUCUCAGGCCACAGGUCGCGAAGGAGAGAACGACAAAGUCUGACUCUGCUACGUCUGAUGAGGUGAAGAGGAGCGGCGAUGACGAUCUUCACCAGUACUCAGCAGGAGGGGGCUGCAGAGUGUCGCCUACUAAUCUUUCCCCUUCGUCAGAAGAAGGUCGUCGACUUGAUGCUAGUGAGAGCUUCUAUGGCAUAACUGAGCUGCAAUCUGACAGUGAAUACGUUGACGAAGAUUAUCUAUCGCAGCCAAAGCUGUCCGUCUCACGGACAAGUAGCCGACGACUGGGAAGCGCUCGCAGUCGCCGUGAUCGUGGGCCGCUGGUAUCGUCCAAGCGUCAGGAAGGCACUCACACUCAGCAGCAAUUUGGAACUUUGGCCCAGAAGAACGUUGGCGCCCAUGGAGGCACGCGAAAGGGGACAUGCUCGACGGAUCCUAUGAUGAUGAUUGAACGAAUGCCGCGCACAACUGCUGAUCAGCAUCAUCAUGCCGCUCCCCCAUCAUCAUCGUAUGCCAGCAAUUGCACUUUCAACGCUUCUCGGUCACUGUGUGCCACAGAUCGCACGUCAGCCCGGCAGUCAGAUCGGCCGUCGGAUCGAACCGCAGCGGCGUCACUGUUUUCGAAGUCGGAGACGAAGUCGGGACACCUGAGCCGAGACGCCGUGCCCAGGGACAUCAGGGGGCCAUUAUCUUUGUCUUCUCUGAACAAGGAGAGGAUGCCACGCGUCGGCAAGAGAAGCCCCUCUCCCCGCCCCAACCCGCCUCUCAAUUUCUCCUCCAAGUCGGGAUGGAGCAAGCCUCUUCCUUCUGAAGGAACGGAUGCGUCGUCGGGAUCUCAUUCGGCCCCCACAUCGUGGAAGGGAAAGGGGAAGGGCACGGGGAUCGGGAUCGGGAUCAACAUGAAAGAUACGAGUACUACUGCUACUACUACUACUACUACUAAGAACGGAGGUCAAUCUGAUUCGCCCAUGCCGUUAGUCCUUGAGACUCCGAGAGACAGAGAGAUCUGCGCUUACGUGAUGCGGAGCGCAUGGGCGGGUGGGGGGGGGGAAAUGGAUCGCGAUCGCGACCGGUCCGGACAAGCUAAGGCUGAGUUGAAGAUAGCCGCCACGUCAGAUUUAUCGCGCACUAAUCAUUGCGAUCAAGAGCGACAUCCAAUCAGUCCGAAGCGGAGACAGACAGAGCGCAGCAGCGGAUGCCACGUGUCACGACAUGAGAGAAUCACGGUGUCUUCGUCGCCUUGCGUUGCCUCAGCGGACUCAUCCAGCUUGACCAGGCGAUCCAGUGGGAAACACCUGGACCCAACGGACGUAUUGCACGCCAUCACUCCCCAGCUUGACAUGAAUAGCGUUGAUCAGGCUGCAGGUACUCUGCGGCAAGCACUUAUGAAGGAGCAGGAUGCGCUUCGAGAAGAUAUCAAGUUCCUUCAUUGGUGUUUGGAUAACGAGUGUGAAUUGGUGGGAAAGGGAAGGAAACCACCCCCAUCUCUAGAAGAUCUCAAGGACUUCAGGGACAGACUCGGUCAGUCUCUUGAGGCAAACAGAUAGAAGGAGAAGGGAUUUGCCGAAGCGAGUACACUACGUGGAGAAGGGGGCGGUCCCCAUCUUUUAUCAAGCUCUGGGGGUGCCAGUGUUCCCUCACUCUCCCUCUUUGGGAUCAAAUGAGCCAGUCUAUGCACUUAUAUUAUUCUCAAACUGAGAAGUUGCUGAUCUGUGCAAGUUGCUGGCAUGAAGAAGUUGCUGACAUGUAUGAGUCUCUGACAUGGACAAGUUGCUGACAUGAUGAACAAGGAAAAAGGGAUUUGAACCCUCAACCUUAGCCUUGGCUGGAUUUCCCAUGCUCUCACCACUGAGGAGGACCCUCCAUUGGGCCAUAAUACGUUUCACCCAUGAUCGACUUCUGAUCGCCCAAGAGUCU
This is a messenger RNA of Chara braunii, 3374 nucleotides long. The record is from the annotation of a GenBank genome assembly. Lineage: Eukaryota; Viridiplantae; Streptophyta; Charophyceae; Charales; Characeae.